Xylona heveae TC161 is the source of this 1751-nucleotide messenger RNA. RefSeq lists its product as hypothetical. Gene Ontology annotation, biological process: tRNA wobble uridine modification. The coding region runs from base 371 to 1504 and encodes 377 amino acids. NCBI's taxonomy places the organism in Eukaryota, Fungi, Ascomycota, Xylonomycetes, Xylonales, Xylonaceae. The record is from RefSeq and is a predicted model, not a curated record. Gene Ontology annotation, cellular component: elongator holoenzyme complex. The transcript is spliced from 3 exons.
UGUUGAUCCCUUCGGUUAAGCACCUAAACCGAGGCGCAUGUUGUAGCCGGAACUAGCAACCAAAUGACAGGUCAGAGGACUGCCCGAAUCCCGCCUCACCGAUUUGUGUAGGUCAACGAAAGUAGCAGUCAACUUUUUUGACUACCAGUCGCACGUCACAACAGCUCAAUCUUCUCUCCAAUUUCUGCCAGCGCGAGCAAUUGGACCCCUCUAUUCCGGUUUACUGUUUACUGGAUCGAUCUACGGAGUAAUCCGACUUUCCACCCUCCCCGCGUCUCUGAGCCCAAGCUACAAAUACAAAACAGAUCCAUGAUCGCGAAAUAUCACUUCGAACACAUCUAACAACGUCAACGUCGCAAUAUAUAUAAAAAUGAGCUCCCGCACUAUUCCACCUCUGCUCGAACCAUAUACCCGCCUACCUCCCUCGACGUCUCUUACGCUGCUCACAUCCGUACUGAGCGCUUCGACCAACUGGCUCGUGUUGCGAUACUUGUACGCGGCCUUGGCCAGUGCGGGACAACAGCAAGAUGAAGCUUCCGCGGAGUCAGAUGUCGCGGUCGUGCUCGUGAGCUUUUUGCGGGAUGGGGAGUUUUGGAGAGAGGGCGCGCGGAGAAUGGGUCUCGAUCUCAGACGUCUUGCGGUCCAAGGACGUUUCGCGUUCGUCGAUGGAUUGACUGAGCUCUUCGCGCCGCCUGCAUCGCAGUCUCCUUCUGCGUCUCCAAGUUAUCCUAUAAGACCCGCGCGUGGUCCAGGCGCUGUUCCUCCGCGUGGGCCGCUGGGCGUACAGGCUCCUGGUGGCGCUCCAAUUUCAGCGGCGUCGGCACCGACGGCUGCGUCAAUCCCGCAAACGACAGUGCUAGAUUCUCCGAAGCUCGAGAGCGUCGGCGAGUCGAUUAAGGUACAGAUUCGCCGGUUAAGAACGGCGACUCAGGGACAAGCACAAACACAAACACAGUCACCUGCUAGUGUGGGUUCCGGAUUGAAUGGGCCCAGAAGCGCAGCAAGUUCUGCGAGGGCACCGCCGGCGGCGGCACCAUUUGGCGCUGCUCCUGCUGGUGGUGGUGCCGGUUCUGGGAGACCGAGCGUCAGUGGCUCACAGCAGGAGCGGAAAGUGCUGCUCAUUGUGGACCAGCCGGAUGUGUUGCUUGCUACUACGGGGGUAAAUGCUACGGAUAUGGUGAAUUGGGUAUUUGGCCUGCGCGAGCAAGUUCAUUCUACAACUAUCACUCUUGCGGCAGACGCGCCAUUGGUGCAGUCGCCGACGACGCCGCUUGAGCAAGCGCACGCUUCGUUUCUGCUGAGUCUUGCGCACCAGGCUCGACUUACCGUCUCCCUGCGAUUAUUAGACACGGGUACAGCCAAAGACGUCAGUGGAGUCAUGCAGUUCACGAGAGGCGCAGACGAGCUUGAUGACAAAACUGAAGACGAGCAUCUCGAAGACAAGGAGUUGUUGUACUUCAUUGCGGCUGAUGGGGCUGCAAAAGUGUUUGAGCGGGGAACGUAAAAUGUCUGGGCUGUCAGAUGAUGCGAUUGGUUUGGAGCUUGCAUGUUUGCAUUUCAUGGUUUAGAAAAGAAAGAUAUUGGGAAAGCGAGCAUUAUUCGGCGUUGGACGGUCUAUUAAGGCAGUGAAUUUUGUUGGACUGUUUUUGCAAACGUAAAUAGAAUUUGGGGACCGUCUUGGGAGAAUGCAGUUCGACGAGUCCAUUCUGUAUAGACAUAUUUGGCAAUCGAAUAAACUGGCUGGUGGCGAC